This is a messenger RNA of Cylas formicarius (sweet potato weevil), 1616 nucleotides long. Its product is annotated as helix-loop-helix protein delilah-like. Gene Ontology annotation, molecular function: protein dimerization activity. The record is from RefSeq and is a predicted model, not a curated record. The transcript has a single exon. Lineage: Eukaryota; Metazoa; Arthropoda; Insecta; Coleoptera; Brentidae. The coding region runs from base 147 to 839 and encodes 230 amino acids.
UUCGAACGCCGCAGCAUCCACUGCGAUCUGUGCAAGUCUUGCGAGAGCGCGCGGCAUUUCACGCCGACCUUCCCAGACAAGUUACGUGCUGACUUAUUUACCAUUUGAAAUUUUAAUGGUCCGUUUGCCGCGCGAAGCUUGACAAAAUGUUGCAGUAUGACGAAGAGCUUUCGGAAAGGCUCGGACUCACCAUUCAGUCCUCGAACUAUCCUACAGACUCGAAUAAUAAUUCCGCCGACAAACGGGGGGACAAGUACUCCCUUAGGCCCCGAUCCGCGCGAAGAAAAAAAAUCUGCCUGGACGAUAACGACCUUCCGGAGGACGCCAUCGACUCCGUCUCUCCUCCAUCUAGCAAAUCCGGUCGCGGGAAUUUACACCGACCGAAACAAAAAUCGGCACCUCUGAGUAAGUACCGCAGGAAAACGGCGAACGCGCGGGAACGCAGCAGGAUGAGGGAAAUUAACCAGGCGUUCGAGGCACUUAGAAAGGCGGUACCCCAGAUCACGCCGAACCAACAGCAGAACGAAAAACUGACCAAAAUUACGACGCUGAGGCUCGCGAUGAAAUACAUAUCAGCCCUCAGCUCGGCUUUGUCGAGUUGUCCCGCGGAAUUGCCCCAGCAAGAUUUGUUUUCCGAAUGUUCCGAAUUGGAAUCGUUUUUGCUCGAGUCGGAUGGCGAAUCGUUGCCGUUGAGGAGCGACAUUUCCGACCAUUCGAUCACGCCUGAAGAGUUCUCGGUCGAUUUCGACGACUCUUUGACGCCGGGCGAUUUCGGACGACUGACGCCAGAUUUUUCCAACCAUCUCCAUUUCGACCCGUUCCUGGUCGAUUUUAGUUGAGUUUAAGUGUUAUAGUACAGUGAUAUUAAACGAGUAACUAGAGACGGUAAUUAUUUAAUUUUUCGAAUACGAAUUUUCUACAAUUGCAAAAUUGCCCAGGUUCAACGAAUAAUUAGGAAUAUAACGAAUGUUCUCUUUUUUACCUAUUUUUGAUUUCCGAUAAUCGUAAGCAUCAAAAUUGUUCAAGACUGGACGCUAUUUUUCCGGCUUUUAACAUAUUUAUUUAUUUUAUUUUUUUAUUUAUUUUUUGACAAAAACAUUUUUAUUCUUUCAAUUUGCUCCCCGACUUAGAACCUUUUGGAUUUUAAUUAAAAAAAAUCAAAAAAAUACCUAGUUAUAUCUAGGCUGACUCCAUCAACAAUAACAUAUUUUUUAAAAAUUAAAUUGGUACCCAAUGUAUAUUUCAAUGGAUCGCAUUUUUGGGCAAAAAAUUGUUUGGUCAGUUUUGGUGGUCAUUGCAGCUUAAAUAAAUAAAUGUGUAAAAAAACUGCGCCCAAAACGUUGCGUAUUGUUUGACAAAAGAUUGCUAAGUAUUAUAUUUAUUGUAUAUCGAUAUAGUUUUUAACGUUAUACAUUAUGUAAUAGUCGAUUAAAUGUAUGUUGUAAAUUUUCCAGUGAACGUGAAAAAAGUGCCUUAAAUAUGUUAUUAGAAAAGCGGGCAACGCAUUUGUCGCUUUUUAAUAAAUAUUCUCGUUACUUAAGCAUUUCAGAUAGUAUUUUUGUAUAAAUAGAUGUACAUAUAAAAGAGAUAAAUACGAAAUAUACUAUUUUAUUUGA